AAAAUUGUGAAAAAUAUUGAAAAAGUGUUUGAAAAAUUCCUCUAUGUGGGAAAAUAUUUGAAUGAAGUUUGCUGAAUUUUAGAAAAGUUAGUUGGGUCCUGAAGAAAUCAGCCUUCGUUGAGGCCAAUUAAAUUUCCUUCGCAUUAAUGAAAAUGUUUUGAAUACUUGCAAAUAGCUCACAAAGUAAAUACAAAUUUUGAACACACAAAUAACAAUUUCCGAAACGGAAUUGUGCACACCAGGCUCUGGCUCUAUUGUGUUAGCAGGCAACAGAGCCAGCCAGCAAAACCAACAUAAGCAGCAGCAGGAAAAGCGCCUACAACCCCAACGCAAGCAACAACGACGGCAGCGACGAUAACAACCGACGCUUAAAAAUGUCAACACUUCCGUUUUUGUUGAGCGUCGCCGAUGAGCUCGAUAACAUCAACUCCCAGUCGUACAUGGACGACUUCGGACUGGGCUUCCAUCCGCAUCGCCAGUACUACCGCACACCCACCAUCCAACUGAGCCUGCCCGCCAGCACCGAUUGGAUGGAGCAUGAGCGCUCACAACGCUGGCGCUCGCAUAAAUUCGUCUUCGAACAACAAAACAAUCUAAGCACCACAGCGGAGGGCGAUGAGACAGACGCCACCGAUGAGGCUGGCAAUGGUGGUGGCCGUGGUGUUGCCUUAGAUGGCAGCAGCGCAGAUAAUGCGUACACAGAUCGUUAUGGCAGUGGCGCUAGCACGUCUGCUGCUGCCAGUCGCCAAAAGUAUACUUCAUUGCUGAAUUCGAAUGAUGAUGAUGGCGGCGCCAAGGGCAGUGGUGGUGGUGGUGUUGAUGGUGGCGAUACCAUCGACAAUACGGUGCAAAUGUAUAAUUUGUCAAAGAAAUGCUGCAAGAACUAUUAUCGACGCGGUGAUGAGCAAACGUCGGCCGCAUUGGCGGCCAAGGAGAAAUCUACUGAGGGCAGUUAUCGUUUGCAUGCCAAGUGCAUGGAGGGCGCCAAUUCGUCAUCGGACGAGAGUUUGCAGAAACCGACAUCAUCCAUUGAGUUUUUGACGUGCUUCCUGUUGAAAAAGUCGCGCACACCCAAAGGUGCGGGCAUUAGUGGUGGCAGUGGCAAGAAAUCGUCGUAGGAUACGGUUUCUAAGCGUCGAAGCCAUUGUUUCUGAAUGUGUUUUUGUGGUGGCGAAGAGUCGGUGGUGACGGAGGUGACGGAGGCGGCGGUGUCAAAGAGGUAUGAGCUUGAGUACGGUGCUAAUGUUGGCCGCAGGUCGGGUCGGGGUUGGUUGAGUUGUUGGCGCAGUACUUGCUGUGGUGAGAUUGAAAGUCAAUGAAGCUUCGAGCGACGGCUGAGGUCAGGUGAAGGAAAGCGUUUAUUUGAUGAGCGACCAUUGAAGGUAUUAGAAGGAUAUAACUGCGAAGGAUAGCUGUAGAAAUGGAUGAUUUACGCAGCGCAGUCACGCGGUUGUAAGACUGCAACGCAGCGACAACAAUGUAAACAUAACAGAGUACGGAAGAAAUUCACAUAUACAUAUACCCACACAUGCACACAAACACACAAGCACACAUACAUGCAUACAUACAAAAAAAAUAUGUACUUUCACACAUUUUGUUUGGCAAUGAGUUUGCGAAGCUGUCAAGGAUGAAUUGCAAGGACUUCGAGUUGCUUACGAGCGUUAAGGGAUUAUUACAACAAUGUGCCAUAGCUGUUGUUGUUGUUAUUAUUGUUGUAGGAAAUGCGUCGUUCUAAAGUACUGCUUCAAGAUUUUGCAUAUUAAUAUUUGAGCGUGUGCACUUAACG
Ceratitis capitata (Mediterranean fruit fly) is the source of this 1786-nucleotide messenger RNA. RefSeq lists its product as uncharacterized. The coding region runs from base 375 to 1118 and encodes 247 amino acids. The transcript has a single exon. NCBI's taxonomy places the organism in Eukaryota, Metazoa, Arthropoda, Insecta, Diptera, Tephritidae. The record is from RefSeq and is a predicted model, not a curated record.